AUGAGAACAUCUGGGAUUGAGGGUGUUACUUCCAGCUUGGCAAAGUGACUUUUCAAAGGCUCCCCCUGUUCCCAGCGGAGUGGUGUUCUCAGGAGGCUUCAGGUUUACAAGCACUGCAUCCCGCUGGUGGAGUCAGGGGACCUGCAUCUGGCCAAGGUGUCUGAAAUCAUAGGACUGCUGAUGCUGGAGGCUCGCCAGCUGCCAGGCCCUGCAUUGGCUGAACUUGCCACCCUGUUUGUGGAUGUUAUCAAAGGUGGCAGCCUGUCUAAUGGGAAAUCCUUGGAGUUAUUUUCCACUGUUCUCACUGCACUGGCCAGUUCAAAGGAGAGCCUGGCUUAUGGGAAAGGUGAACUGAAUGGGGAUGAGUUUAAGAAACAACUGAUAAAUACUCUCUGCUCCAGCAAGUGGGAUCCUCAGAGUGUGAUACAUCUUGCCAACAUGUUCAGGGAUAUUCCACUGUCAGGAGAGGAACUGCAGUUUGUGGUGGAAAAGGUCCUCAGGAUGUUCUCCAAAUUAGACCUACAGGAAAUUCCCCCUCUGGUCUAUCAGCUGCUGCUGCUCUCUGCAAAGGGCAGUAAGAAGACUGUUUUAGAAGGAAUCAUCAGCUUUUUCAAUCAGUUGGAUAAGAAACAGAAGGAAGAACAGAAGGUUCCACAGUCAGGGGACCUUGAGGUAGCCACAACGCCCCUGGACCAACUCCGCCACGUGGAAGGCACCGUUAUUCUCCAUAUCGUUUCUGUUAUCAACCUGGAUCAGGACCUCGGUGAGGAACUAAUCAGACAUCUAAAGACUGAGCAGCAGAAGGACCCUGGUAGAGCCCUGUGUCCCUUCAGCGUGGCUCUUUUGCUAUCGGUUGCAGUAAAACACAGACAGCAAGAGCAGAUAUUUGAUUUCUUGAAAACAUCAAUCACAAGAAGCUGCAAGGACCUGCAGUUCCUUCAGGCCUCCAAGUUUCUGCAGGAUUUGUUUCCUCAACAAUAUGAUGUAACUGCUGUAAUUCUGGAAGUGGUGGAAAACAGUGCCUUUGGCUGGGACCAUGUUACACAGGGCCUGGUGGAUCUUGGCUUCAGCCUAAUGGAAUCAUAUGAACCAAAAAAGCCCUUUGGAGGAAAAGCUGCUGAUGCCAGUUAUGGCCUUUCAAAAAUGCCAGCUCAGCAGGCUUGCAGACUGGGAGCAAGUAUCCUUCUGGAAACAUUUAAGGUUCAUGAGCCCAUCAAAAGCGAUAUUCUUGAGCAGGUCCUGAACAGAGUCCUCACAAAAGCAGGGUCUCCUGUCAGCCACUUCAUAGACUUGCUGUCCAGUAUUGUUGUGUCUGCUCCUCUUGUGCUUCAGACUUCAUCCUCCAAAGUCACAGAGACCUUUGACAAUUUGUCCUUUCUGCCCAUUGACACAGUGCAAGGGCUUCUCCGGGCAGUACAGCCUCUACUCAAAGUCAGCAUGUCAGUGAGGGACUCCCUGAUACUUGUUCUGCAGAAAGCUAUCUUUUCCAGGCAGCUCGAUGCUCGGAAAGCCGCAGUUGCUGGCUUUUUGCUUCUGUUAAGAAACUUUAAGAUCCUGGGCAGCCUGGCCUCUUCCCAGUGCAGCCAGGCCAUUGGUGCCACCCAGGUCCAGGCAGAUGUUCAUGCCUGCUAUAACUCUGCAGCUAAUGAGGCCUUCUGCCUCGAAAUCCUGGGCAGCCUGAGGCGGUGUCUGAGCCAGCAGGCGGAUGUUCGGCUCAUGUUAUAUGAGGGUUUCUAUGACGUCCUUCGCAGGAACUCCCAGCUGGCCAGCUCUAUAAUGGAAACACUCUUGUCCCAGAUAAAGCAAUAUUACUUGCCCCAGCCAGACCUCCUGCCUCCAUUGAAACUUGAAGGAUGUAUUAUGGCUCAAGGAGAUCAAAUCUUUCUGCAAGAACCACUGGCCCAUCUGCUCUGCUGUAUCCAACACUGUCUUGCCUGGUAUAAGAGUUCUGUGAAUCUCUGCCAAGGAGCUGAAGAUGAUGAUGAGGAGGAGGAUGUGGGAUUUGAGCAAAACUUUGAAGAGAUGUUAGAAUCUGUCACACGACGAAUGAUCAAGAGCGAGUUGGAAGACUUUGAACUGGAUAAAUCGGCAGAUUUUUCUCUGUCUUCUGGUGUCGGUGUAAAGAAUAACAUUUACGCCAUUCAGGUGAUGGGAAUUUGUGAGGUCCUGAUUGAGUACAAUUUCAACGUAGGGAAUUUCAGUAAGAACAAGUUUGAGGAUGUCCUAGGCCUGUUUACAUGUUACAACAAGCUUUCUGAAAUCCUCAAGGAGAAAGCUGGAAAGAACAAAUCUACCUUGGGCAAUAAAAGUCCACGGAGCUUUCUGUCCAUGGGUUUUGUAUCUACUCUGCUAACAGCUCUGUUCAGGGACAAUGCCCAAAGCCAUGAGGAGAGCCUGGCAGUCCUGCGCUCCAGCACGGAGUUCCUGCGCUAUGCUGUCAGUGUAGCUCUGCAGAAGGUGCAGCAGCUGGAGGAGACGGGACAAACGGAUGGACCAGACGGACAGAACCCUGACAAGAUGUUUCAGAACCUCUGCAAAGUCACGCAGGUUCUGCUUUGGAGGUACACUUCAAUUCCCACUGUUGUUGAAGAGUCAGGGAAGAAGAAGGGCAAAAGCAUUUCGCUUCUGUGCUUGGAAGGUUUGCUGCGGAUCUUCAACACAGUGCAGCAGCUCUACACUGCCAGGAUCCCCCAGUUUCUACAAGCCCUGGAUAUUACUGAUGGUGACGCAGAAGAAACGGAUAUUAAUGUCACAGAGAAAGCUGCCUUCCAGAUCCGACAGUUUCAGAGGUCCCUGGUGAACCAGUUCAGCAGUGCUGAAGAUGACUUCAACUCCAAGGAAACGCAGUCACUCAUCACAGUUCUCUCCACUUUGUCCAAACUCCUGGAUCCAGCCUCUCAGCAGUUCCUUCAAUUCCUGGCUUGGACAGUCAAAAUUUGCAAAGAAAAUGCUCUUGAGGAUGUCUCUUGCUGCAAGGGUUUGCUGUCUCUGCUCUUCAGCCUCCAUGUUCAGUACAAGAGUCCUGUCAGUCUGCUGCGUGAGCUCGCACAAGACAUCCACGCUUGCCUGGGAGACAUAGAUCAGGAUGUAGAACUGGAGAGUCGGUCCCACUUUGCCAUAGUGAAUGCCAAGACUGCAGCCCCUACUGUCUGUCUGUUGGUUCUGGGUCAGGCAGAUAAAGUCCUUGAAGAGGUGGAUUGGCUUAUCAAGAAACUCACCAGUCUGGGAUCGGACACAUCAGAAGAGUCUUCUCAAGCAUCAAACCAAACCCAGGCUCUGGAGAAAGGUGUAAUUCUGCAGCUGGGAACUCUGCUGACAGUUUAUCAUGAGCUGGUACAGACAGCACUGCCUGCAGGGAGCUGUGUGGACACGCUGCUGAGAAGCCUCAGCAAGACAUAUGCAAUUCUCACCUCCCUCAUCAAACAUUAUAUCCAAGCUUGCCGCAGCACCUCGAAUACAAUUCCAGGAAGGCUGGAAAAGCUGGUGAAGCUCUCAGGUUCCCAUUUGACCCCACAGUGUUAUUCAUUCAUUACUUAUGUACAGAACAUCCACAGUGAGAGUUUAAGCUUUGCAGAAGAGAAGAAAAAGAAGAAGAAAGAAGCUGAAUCUGCUGCUAUCUCCACCGUCAUGGCUAAGGUGCUUCGGGAGACCAAGCCCAUUCCAAACCUGAUUUUUGCAAUAGAGCAAUAUGAGAAGUUCCUUAUCCAUCUCUCCAAGAAAUCAAAGGUGAACUUGAUGCAAUAUAUGAAGCUAAGCACCUCCCGGGACUUCCGCAUCAAUGCAUCCAUGCUAAACAGCGCGCUGCAGGAGCACAGCACAGAGGAUGCUGAAAACGAGCCCGACAACGACCAGAGCAGCACAGCAGAGCAGGCAGAUGAGAACCAGGAACCCAAAAAGAAGAGACAGCGAAGAAAAUGA
Nestor notabilis (Kea) is the source of this 3918-nucleotide messenger RNA. RefSeq names its product Fanconi anemia, complementation group I (gene FANCI). Gene Ontology annotation, biological process: DNA repair. The transcript has 36 exons. Lineage: Eukaryota; Metazoa; Chordata; Aves; Psittaciformes; Psittacidae. Gene Ontology annotation, molecular function: DNA polymerase binding. The record is from RefSeq and is a predicted model, not a curated record.